UUCUGGCCUCAAGCUCGACGACAUCGAAACAUUUCCCGCCUCCGCAAUUCUCGCAGUAGAAACCCAAUUCCUUGCACUCCAGCCCAAACGCUCACGAAGAACCCGUCAGACACCCAACCUCGACCAAAAUGGCACCAAAACACCGCUCCCCGGCCUCCACCACACCCACACCAUCCAGCGCCUCACACUCAUCACCCACCUCCACCACCCCGUCAUCCUCCAAAUCCUCCUCCUCCUCCAAACCAAACACACCAACCCACACCCUCGACGCCCAACAAAUCAUCACCUCGAUAUGGCGCAAAUACCUCUCCCAAACCCCGCAGCGCGUGAAACUGCUCGACGCCUUCAUGGGCUUCCUCGUCGUCGUCGCCGUGCUGCAGUUCAUCUACGUGGUUCUUGUUGGCAACUUUCCCUUCAACGCAUUCCUGUCCGGCUUCUCCGCCACCGUCGGGCAGUUCGUACUCACGGCUAGCUUGCGCAUCCAGACGAACCCGGACAACGGCCGCGAAUUCGCGGACCUGUCGCACGAGCGCGCGUUUGCUGAUUACGUCCUCGGUAGCUUGCUGCUGCAUUUCUUCUGCGUCAAUUUCAUCAAUUGAGGCGAUGGGGGAUCGACGAUGAUUAAGAGAGGGUGGAAUGGGGAGUGUCGUUGGUAUGCGGAUAGAGCAGGCGAAGCUUUUUCAACUUCAUUUUUUUUUAUCUUGGUAUUGGCACUGGUGUAGAAUCAUAGCAGCAGCGAGGGGCGUUUCGGCGCAAAACGACAUUGAAAGUAUUCCCGCCUAGCCGCAUCAAAUCUGGCACGGCGCGCAACUGCAGAAUAUUCUUCGAGUCCUUGCUGAUCACCAGGUCUAGCAACGGGAUAUAUACAAACGUAUAUGUAUUUGAAUUAUUUCAGUCC
Westerdykella ornata is the source of this 898-nucleotide messenger RNA. Its product is annotated as defender against death DAD protein. The transcript is spliced from 2 exons. Bases 129 to 599 code for a protein of 156 amino acids. Lineage: Eukaryota; Fungi; Ascomycota; Dothideomycetes; Pleosporales; Sporormiaceae. The record is from RefSeq and is a predicted model, not a curated record. Gene Ontology annotation, biological process: protein N-linked glycosylation. Gene Ontology annotation, cellular component: oligosaccharyltransferase complex; membrane.